CGAACACAGAUUAACUGCAUAUACACUGCCACUAUUUUGUAUAAAGAUAUGGAACAAACGGUAGGAACAUAACAAUUAACAACUGCUUAAGUGCCUUUCUUUACACAUUCUCACUCUAUAUGUCAGUCAAAAAGUGUUGUUUGUUUAAAUUAAUACCUAAUACUAAUUACUCAUUGCUUCGAUACUUUUGUGUUAUUAGGCUAAGAUAGACCUUACGAGGAAUAAAAGAUGGGUAACACAGAUGGAAACGUACUUCGAUAAGGCCGACAGGGAAAAGACUGGCUAUUUAUCACUCGAGAUGUUUGAAAAAUGGGCUGACAACAUGAGGGAUCUUGGGAAGGCCACUGCUGAAGAGAUUCAAAAGGUACGAGAAACUAUUCGUGACUUCAUCACAGCGGCAGGAAUUCUUCCAGGCAAGCCAGUGACGAAGAAGGGAUUUGUCGAAGGCAUGAGUCGUCUUGCUCACAGCGAGCUGGAAAAGAGGCGAUUGAGUGAGCCGACACUUCACGAGAAGAUGACUAAUGCCAUGUAUGACGCCAUUGGUAUAAAGGACGUCGUGACGGUUGACGAUAUAAAGGUUUUCAUGAAAUGUGUCGACAUGGAUCCAGAAGGAGCUGUACAAUAUUUCGCUAUGGCAGAUAAGAAAAAAAAAGGGAAACUUCCACGAAAUGUUCUAAUUGAUUUAGAAUUUGAAUUUUGGUUUAAACCUGAAGACGAGAGCACUAAAGGCAUGUAUGGAGGAACUUAUCAAGGCGGUGAAUAAGAACAGCGUGCCUUUCCAUACACAAUUUCUAUCUGUAAAACUAACUGAAUUCUCAUCUAAUUGUUUAGAAUCACUAGAGACCAAAUUUGAAUUGUAUGUGCAUCUGGUUUGUCA
Messenger RNA from Paramuricea clavata, 877 nucleotides. The record is from the annotation of a GenBank genome assembly. Lineage: Eukaryota; Metazoa; Cnidaria; Anthozoa; Malacalcyonacea; Plexauridae.